AUGUGUGAUGAUAAUGUCUCCAGAACAAGUCGGAGCGGCAGUACCUCUAAAACCAAAAAAGGAUUCCUUUCAAGGACAUUGGGGGUAAGUCUUCGAUUUUUUGUUCGGUUUUUAGAUCAGAAAUGGAAGUGAUUGUUGAAGAUGAAGCUAAAGGAGGGUAUUGGCACCAUUUUACAAUUUUUUUGAACUGAAAAUUGGCUCUUUUUUAGGUUUGAUGUUAAAUUUUUUGGGUUUGGAGCCAUGUCUAAGAUUAGAUUUGUCGAUUAGGUACAAACAGGGUUUCGUAGGUCCCUAAAAAUUUUUGAAAAGCAUUAUUGGGGUGUUCUCUUGGUUUCAGCUCAUUUCUCAUUUGUGAUGCCCCAUAAAGAAUUAUUUUUUAAUCAAAUUUAUACUUUACAUCUAGUGUAAUAUAAAAUAUUGAUAUUUUUAGAAACUAAAGGGUAAAGCCGAGGAGCAUGAACUCGAAAAGCCUCAGGAAGAGGUCCGUGAAGAAAUUCAAGAGGAAGUGAAGGCUCCCUCAGUCGCAUCCAGUUCAAAAACAGAUGAUGAAGCUUCAGAGCAAUCAGAAAGUGACAAUGAUUCUAUUGAUGGUGAACACACUGUUGGAUCUCGCAAACAAUCAAGCCAGGAGGAGGGUGAAAAGGAACCGGCCGAAGUUACAGAUGAGUUGGAUGAAAGUGCACAGAGGCUGAUGGAGAUCCUCAAAAUUAAAAGCCCCUCCGACUUGACUGAUUCCGAGUCAGAAGAAAUUAAGAAAGAAGAGAGUAAACCUCCAGUUCGCAGUAAGAAACGACUUGCUGAUGUCGAGAAACUCAAGUUGAUUGUGAGUUUUUUUUGGGUUUUUGAUUGAAUUUUAGGUGAAAGAAGAGAAUUGUAUCUUUGAGAAUAUAAUUUUGCUGAUUCAUGUGCUUAUUGCAACAUUUUUCAGCAGCAAAUCCUCCCCAAGCCGGUAAUCAAGAGUGUCAUUGUUCACAAGCACCCUGUAACCAAUGCUGUGGCCGAGAAACAGCCCGUGGCCCAGUCCGACGUUCAAGCCGUUAUUGUUGAAACUCGCCCUCAACGCGCUUCGGAUGGCCUGAAAUGGCAUACAGAUCGUCCGUCGCCUGGUGGACACGUAGAAGUCAACAAAUGGAUCCAAACAUAUGCACCAUUGGUUGUUCCCUUACAUUUGACGCAUUAUACUGAUAGCAAACAUUUCUACUUUGAUCAACCCAUCGAUUAUUUAAUUGCCUGGUCGGAUGGGCAUGAUUGCUGCGGAUUCGUGAAGCAAUACGAUGAUGCCACCGAGAACGUCCCAUUGGUCAUGAGAUUCGGGGGAUUUUGGACAAGUACUGCGGUGCGAAACAUGUAUGUGGGCUGCACGGUGCGCGUCCGCGGUUAUGUUCGAAUGAAGGAUCGAGAAGGAGGCCAAAGAGAUGUGGCCCCGAUCAUGACCAGAGGCUGCGAUGUAGGCAGCGUAUUGUUCGCGGGUAUCCCUUCCCCCUCGGCGUUCGCCAUCGAAUGGGCGGUGGUGUCGCGUCCCAAAAUUGUCCGCACCCUCGGUACUCUGGUGGAAGAUAAAUCUUAUCAACCGAAUGAUAAAGGAAAGCUGUUGCUAGGACGAGUGAAAGACUGCGAGUACGGUGAUGAGUACAUUGCAUGUUCGGAGAAAUGGCCGAUACCGGAAAUCAAGGAAUUACCUCCAGUUCCGUCGCCAGUCAUCUUGAACUAUGUUGAGGUAAGAAUUUUUAUUUUUUUCUUGAACUUUUAGAUGAAAUAAUGUAAAUCCAGACUGGUGAAGGAAGGAAUUACCUUAAUUUUACUUUUGGAAGCAACUCGGCUGGUCUUAAAUGCAAAAAUUACCUUAUUUUAGGUACUUCUUCCUAAGUUUUAAAAAAAAUAUUCUUAAAGGUGUUCAAAAACGCUCGUUUGUAGUUUAGGGUCUAAGAUGCGAGAUAUCUUUGUAUUCUUAACUUUUUUCAACCAAAAAAGUAUCGAAUUUUUUAUAGUGAUUGUAAUUUCGUCAAUAAAAUAAAAAUUUUCAGAUAACUGAACGUCAUGUGACUGUGAAAUGCAAAGAUAAGUACCUCCUGGCCCCAGAAUACAUGGAGUCAUAUUUCCGAACGUCGGAUCCAUCAGAUCACACCUUUUUAUUUGCCUGGUUAGACCUUUCGAUGACUCCAUCAAGAACAUUUGAUGAUAUCUGA
Molecule: messenger RNA, 2186 nt
Organism: Bursaphelenchus xylophilus (pine wood nematode)
Lineage: Eukaryota; Metazoa; Nematoda; Chromadorea; Rhabditida; Aphelenchoididae
Source: the annotation of a GenBank genome assembly